GCGGGGGGCGGGGCUGAGGAACUGACGUUGCGCGCGCAGCCUUGGUGAUGGCAAGUGACAGGCGAAGAGGAGAGGACGCGUCGAAAGUUUUCCGUCGGAGAAAAGGACCACAGUUAGCAUCGUGUCGUCGACUGACGGCGACUUGACGUUUGAAAGCCACGCCGCGGUCGUCUCCGUGAGUUUCCAGGUGGUGUUCGUCGAAGAAAACCGACACAAGUUCGACUAAAUUCGUAGCGUCGCCGAAGCGGAGCAACGAUGACGAACAGGGAGGACGAGUACGACUACCUGUUUAAAGUGGUUCUGAUCGGAGACUCCGGUGUGGGCAAGAGCAACCUGCUGUCCCGCUUCACCCGCAACGAGUUCAACCUGGAGAGCAAGAGCACCAUCGGGGUGGAGUUCGCCACCCGCAGCAUCCAGGUGGAGGGGAAGACCGUCAAGGCGCAGAUCUGGGACACGGCGGGCCAGGAGCGAUACCGAGCCAUUACGUCAGCGUACUACCGCGGAGCCGUCGGAGCGCUGCUGGUCUACGACAUCGCCAAGCACCUGACCUACGAGAACGCCGAGCGCUGGCUGAAGGAGCUGCAGGACCAUGCCGACAGCAACAUCGUCAUCAUGCUCGUGGGCAACAAGAGCGACCUGCGCCACCUGAGGGCGGUGCCCACAGACGAGGCCAAGGCCUUUGCAGAGAAGCACGGCUUGUCCUUCCUGGAAACGUCGGCGCUGGACUCUUCUAACGUGGAGCUGGCGUUCCAGACGAUUCUGACAGCCAUCUACAACAUCGUGUCACAGCGGCAGAUGUCCGGCCGGGCCGACGGCGACUUUUCCCCUGCCUCCAAUGUGGUUCCCAUCAGCGUGGAGCCCACCCAGACCUCGUCCAGUAAGGGCUCCUGCUGCCAGACCAACUGAGACUUCAGCGCCGACCUUCUCCGUCACGUCCAGAAGACCAGAGGACACUGGGAGGGGGAGGGGUGCGGAGACGGGUAGACGGACUCUCUCAGGCUUAGAGAAAGUGAAGAGGAGGAGCAGGGAUGGUAAAGAGGCGUUAGAUGAGCGGACAGGAAGUGUGAGGAGUGAAUGGGCGGGAUGAAGGUGAGCCCCUCCCACCAUCGAAACAGCUACAUCAUCAGAAACAAUACAACAUCAAACUUGACGCCCUUUUUCUGACUGAUCUUUUCUAUUUGUCUUCCAUUAAGAGGGUUGGAGGACGUACCAACAAACGGUUACAAUAUUUAUAAAUAUAGAUUUAGACUUACACACAGACGUGUUACAAACACAAUCAGACUUUCAUACACAUGCACACAUAUAUAGGUAUGUGUACAUGUGCAUUCAGAUGUAUUGAUGUAUUGACAGACGUUCAGGUGGAUGCAUGUCUAGAAAUACAGAUGUAAAGACAUAAAAACAGACAUUCAAACAGACGUGCAAUCAGACAGAUGUGGGUUACGAUAUAAAGAUGGAAGUUGAGAAGAGUGUACAAUCAGACAUACAGGCAGACAUACAAUCAGACAUACAGGCAGACAUACAAUCAGACUUACAGUCAGAUGUACUAUCAGACAGAAGUAAAGACAGACAUAGGUUCAGAUAUACAGACAUAAAGACAAGUUAAGAAUGAUCUAUAGUACAAUCAGACAUACAGUCGGUCAGACUUACAGUUGGACGUUCAGUCAAACAUACAAUCAGACACUCUGAAAGACGCACAAUCAGAAAGACGGUCAGACCUUCAAUCGGAUAUACUAUCAGAUAGAUGGAAAGACGGACGUAGGUUCAGAUAUACAGACGUACAGAGAUAAAGACAGAAGCUCAGAGGGACGUACAGUCGGAUAGUUGGUCAGACGUAUGAUCGGACGUUCAAUCAGACAUACAGACAGACACACAAUCAGACGUACGAUCGGGCAUUCAAUCGGAUUUACUAUCAUACAGAUGUAAAGACAGACGUAGGUUCAGAUCUACAGACAUACAGACAGAAGGACUUGCAGUACAGUCGGAUAGUUGGUCAGACGUAUGAUAGGACGUUCAAUCAGACACUCAGACAGACACACAAUCAGGCGUACGGUCGGACGUUCAAUCGGAUGUACUAUCAGACAGAUGUAAAGACAGAUAUAGACGAUAUGUCAUAUAGACCUACAGACAUCGUGACACAAGUUCAGAAGGACGUACGGUGCAAUCGGACAUACAAUCGGACAGUUGGUCAGACAAACCGUCAAACAUACAGACAUUCAGACAAACGCACAAUCAGACAUACAGUCGGAUGUACUACCAGACAGAUGUAAACAUGUACAGACAUACAAUCAGACAGACAAACAACCAGAUGUACUAUCAGACAGACCUACAGUCAGACAUCCAGACAGCUGUAGUUUCAGACAUAAAGACAGACAUACAGUCAGACGUAAACAAAGACGAUCUGAAAUGUUCCUUCGCCACUUUUUCUAGAUCAGAAUGUUCAGCUGCUCAUCUGCGUUCAUGCAGACUUGGAUCAAUGUUUGGGUUCUGAGGGGUUUUCUGUGUGUUUAUGUGCUGGAAGGGGUCGGUCUGACCAUACGGGGCGGCUUAGGGCACCCCCACCCCCCUUCCAACAGCGCCUUCUUGCCUCCCUGGCUCUCCUCUGGAUGAGUCAUGCCGGGCUGCAGAGCUGCCCCUGUCAGUCGGUGAGCGGCGCUCCUGACCCCCCCUCGCCCCCAUCUCAACCUUUGAGGCAUCAAGGGGGCGAUUCCAGGGUGCCUUAAACGCAUGCACAACACUACUGCUGCUGCUGCCUUCUAGCUUGAAUGGAUGUUUGAUGGGAUGAUGUAGUGGAGUGGGGGGGGGGCAGAGCCCUACUCCUGUGGUCUCUGAUGCUGAGACGGCUUGUUUUACUGUAAAUGAAAUCCUGCGCUGCCUGCUGUCUGUCUGCGUGGAACUGGAACAAGACUCUGCCUGCUGGGAUCUCCCCGAGGUCUGCCCGCGCUCUCACUCGUCUUUGUUUCCUGUCAGGGCUGGGGAGGGGGGGCGGGCGGCGUUCAGCAGCCACGUUGGGGUUGGUUAGGAUCUAAUAGUUUAAUAGAUGAGGAAAGGGAGCGAGUGGUGGCGUCAGGAGGGGGCUGGAGCGCGUCCAAAGGUUACGGACACACAGAUGGUGUUUCCACAUCAACGCUGACCGCCGACGAACACGAGACAUAACCUGGGGGGGGCUGUGGGUUCGGGCCUUUUUAACCUUUAUUCUAACAUAUGUAUAUCCGGACUGCACGUGUACAAAUAAAUCUCCUUUGUUACAGA
Molecule: messenger RNA, 3249 nt
Organism: Oryzias melastigma (Indian medaka)
Lineage: Eukaryota; Metazoa; Chordata; Actinopteri; Beloniformes; Adrianichthyidae
Gene: rab11al
Product: RAB11a, member RAS oncogene family, like
Exons: 5
Coding region: 256-906 (216 amino acids)
Biological process (GO): exocytosis; neurotransmitter receptor transport, endosome to postsynaptic membrane; melanosome transport
Cellular component (GO): axon; postsynaptic recycling endosome; transport vesicle
Molecular function (GO): GTP binding; GTPase activity
Source: RefSeq, a predicted model, not a curated record